UCCUGCUCGAACAAACAGAAACAGAGGAGGAGUUCGUCCGCCGCACGUGGCGCACCAUAAAAAUCCCCAAACCAACUUCCUCAAUCUCCUCCAUGUUUCCUCGCGCCGUCGCUUUCCCCCGCAUCUUUUCCCUCCUCCACCUGCCUUGGCCGCGAAGGCGCCACCUUUACCCAGACCCGCCGGCCGAUCGCUGCCUCUGCGCCGCUCCUCUCGUCCCUUGUCGUGUAACACAAGGCUCCUGCUUUCGGUGUGGACUUCCAAGGCAGGCGUUGGGGAAGGGAAGGCUCAAUUAGUUUUCCAUAGAUUAAUUUCGGUACUCGGAGGGGGGAUGAUGGGGUUGGGGCUGGGCGACCCGCCGGCGGAUUACGGCUCCAUCAUGGCGGUGGGGUUGUUCGUCGCGCUCAUGUGCAUCUGCAUCAUCGUCGGCCACCUCCUCGAGGAGAAUCGCUGGAUGAACGAGUCCACCACCGCGCUCUUGCUUGGGCUGGGCGCUGGCACGGUCAUCCUCUUCGCGUCCAGCGGGAAGAACUCGCGCUUAAUGGUCUUCAGCGAGGAUUUGUUCUUUAUCUACCUGCUCCCGCCCAUCAUUUUCAAUGCAGGGUUCCAAGUGAAGAAGAAACAAUUCUUCCGCAAUUUCAUGACUAUUACAUUGUUUGCCGUAGUUGGGACCUUGAUCUCCUUCAGUAUAAUAUCACUUGGUGCCAUGGGGCUAGUAUCAAGGCUGAACAUAGGCGCCCUUGAGCUUGGAGACUACCUCGCACUUGGGGCAAUAUUCUCGGCAACGGACUCUGUUUGCACCUUGCAGGUGUUAAGCCAAGAUGAGACACCUUUCUUGUACAGUUUGGUGUUUGGUGAAGGUGUUGUUAACGAUGCGACAUCAGUUGUGUUGUUCAAUGCAAUCCAGAACUUUGAUCUUGGAAAUUUCAGUAGCCUCAAAUUCUUACAAUUCAUUGGAAAUUUCCUCUAUCUAUUUGGCGCCAGUACCUUUCUUGGAGUAUCUAGUGGACUUCUCAGUGCUUAUGUCAUCAAGAAACUGUACUUUGGCAGGCACUCCACUGAUCGUGAAGUUGCUAUUAUGAUGCUCAUGGCUUAUUUAUCUUACAUGCUGGCUGAAUUGCUUGAUUUGAGUGGUAUUCUCACGGUUUUCUUCUGUGGUAUUGUAAUGUCGCACUAUACCUGGCACAAUGUAACAGAGAGUUCCAGGGUCACAACCAAGCAUGCCUUUGCCACAUUGUCAUUCAUCUCUGAGACGUUUCUCUUUCUCUAUGUUGGCAUGGAUGCAUUGGAUAUAGAGAAGUGGAAAAUUGUUAGUGAAACAUAUAGCCCAAUGAAAUCUAUUGCCUUGAGCUCCAUUAUUUUGGCGUUGGUGCUGGUUGCAAGAGCUGCAUUUGUUUUCCCUCUAUCUUAUCUCUCCAAUUUGACCAAAAAAACUCCAGGCGAGAAGAUCUCUGUUAGGCAGCAAGUUAUUAUUUGGUGGGCGGGUCUCAUGAGAGGUGCCGUGUCAAUUGCAUUGGCCUACAAUAAGUUUGCAAAAUCAGGGCACACUCAGCUCCCUAGCAAUGCUAUCAUGAUCACCAGUACAAUCAUUAUUGUUCUUUUCAGCACAAUUGUCUUUGGGCUACUGACUAAGCCAUUGAUCAGACUACUGAUUCCAGCGAGGCACCUCACUAGGGAAGUGAGUGCCCUUUCUGAGCCAUCCAGCCCAAAGUCCUUCCUUGAACAGCUGACCGUGAAUGGGCCCGAGACAGAUGUCGAGAAUAGUGUGAGCAUACGCCGCCCGACGAGCCUCCGGAUGCUCCUGGCGAGCCCGACACGGUCAGUCCACCACUACUGGCGCAAGUUUGACAAUGCCUUCAUGCGGCCGAUGUUUGGAGGUCGAGGCUUCGUCCCAUUUGUCCCCGGAUCUCCCACCGAAAGCAGUCUACCAUUACUGGCCCAUGGAAGUGAGAACUAGAGGACUGCACAGACGCAGAAGGGGAGGGUUUAAUAGGAAAAGAAGUUUUGUAAAUUAGCUAUAGUGAGUGUAAUUGCUGUAAAUCUGAGGUAGAACGGUUCUUCGUAGCUGCUAAUUUAGGCUAAUUACCUGACCUGCAUACAGUUGUGCAUAUCUCACCAGCCACUGCACAUUAUAAAGGAGUAUCACGCGAAAA
Molecule: messenger RNA, 2150 nt
Organism: Hordeum vulgare subsp. vulgare (domesticated barley)
Lineage: Eukaryota; Viridiplantae; Streptophyta; Magnoliopsida; Poales; Poaceae
Product: sodium/hydrogen exchanger 2-like
Exons: 13
Coding region: 329-1954 (541 amino acids)
Biological process (GO): proton transmembrane transport; sodium ion transport; regulation of pH
Cellular component (GO): membrane
Molecular function (GO): sodium:proton antiporter activity
Source: RefSeq, a predicted model, not a curated record